UUUUUUGUGUGUCUCCCCGCCUCCCCGCUGCAGAGUGGGGGAGUGCGUUUACCGUCGCGCCCAAGGGGAGAAGCCAAGAAGUAUCCUCCAAUCAGCCGUCAGUGGUUCCUCUCAUCUUGUGAGGGUGCUGAUGGUGAUUUAUCACUGACCUGAGACAGGCGGUGCACUCUGCUCAGCACUGCAGCCACCUGGAAUACUCGCCAGGCUUUUUAUACCUUUUCUCGAGCACAAAUACCCUCCUGUGGAUAUUUCAAACUGAAUGACCAGAGGACAAAAGGAGGAUUAAAAUGGACUUACUCACUGCUGAAUUCUCUUUUCCCCCUAAAGAUGGACUAACUUUUACACGUGAAUUUGUGCCAUAGGAGAACAUCCUUUUGUAUGCUGUGCUUUAAUAGAAGAAAGUGUUUUUUUUAAGGAAGUAUUUGUAAUUUCACACCUUGUAUAUUAUUCUGGAAGCAUGUCCUAUCCUAUAGGUGCUAGAGUAGACAGAGGUACAGGAGAUGAACAGGAGACGGAGAUGGAGAGAGGGGAUGAAAGUUGCCCGCCUGCUGAGAGUGUCUGACACCUCUUUGUGGCUCGAUUAGCGGCUGCUUGGACUAUCAGGUUAUCUCUAACUCAGCUACCAUGCUUCUCAUUGAGGUGGCAUGAGUCGGGAUGUGUGUUUGUGCCUGGUUGAAGGUUAGAAGCCAGUUAGAGUUCGGGAUUACGCCGCCUCUGGAAAGGAUACAGGUGUAGUCGAGCCUUGAAUGAGGAUUAGCGUCUUUAACACCUUGUCGCUGGCACCGCACGGGGCCACGGAGCGUUCAGACAAGACUGUCAAGCUGCGGCCGUGCUGCCGGUUGCCCGCUGCAGGAUUAAAGAUAAAGGCUUUUUCAUCCAGCAUGAUGAGACUCAGAGGUCAAGGACAGAGACCAGGAGAUGGUAGAAAGUUAUACUGAGAUUCUGUUUCCAGUCUAAUUCAGGUUAUCUUGGAGGAAAGCAGUCAUAGAGCCAAUGGGAGUUGAAUACCAGUGGAAAGGUUGUGUUUAUAACAUCAGGAGGAAAACUAAAACAUUAAGAGAAUGUGUGGAGCCUCAUUGAAUCAAAAUCAAAUUAGUGGUUAUUUAAAAAGCAAACAUUCAUGGUUCUUGUGAUUAACAGUCUUGAUUUCUCCAAUAACCCGGCGAGCACCAAAUCCAAUUGAUCCAUUGAUAUUGAUUCCUGUAUCUAGUCAGGACAGAGUCGUGUCUGAUCUCUGGUUAGGAGGUCAGUAAUUUAAUUAUAAUCCAUCAUUCGCUCUCACCCUGGAGUCGUCAGCCACAGUGCUGAGUGGGCGCUUGCUCAGAGAAUCAAUGGUCUAAUACUUGUCAUUAUUUCAAACCACAGAUCAGAUAAGUACAAACCACUCCUGCUUGGAGCGCGUUCUGUUUACACGUCUCUCAUUGUUCAGAGAGGCUGUUUGAAAAAUUGACUUCUCCUCCACUUAUGGCAGCUCCGCUGACGGCUACAGGAAAUUUGGCAGGUUGUGUUUGUAGUGACGCUUGUUGUUGAAAGAGACAUGUGUUGCAGCCUGUUUGUGAUGCAUGUGCAGGUGUGCACGUAGUUUGGAAUUGCAUCCCUGGCACACGGCUUAUCUUAGCGGCACAGCUAGGGCUUAAAGAUCCUGCUAACCCUAAACCCUAUGUCCCACCUCUCCACGUGGAGAGUCGUAUUAGGAAAUACUUUUUUAACAAUGCAUUGAUACGGAGGGAGGAGGGUCCUAACAGGAGGAGAGGUUAUCAGAGCACACACACACACAAACACACACACACACACACACACACACACAAACACACACACACACCACAAAUCCUUCAGCAAUCCUGGACAGCAGAGUGUAGUAGGUGGGAAGCUCUGCGUGGGAGUGAGGAAAGCAGGAGUGAAAACAGGACUGAGGCAAGUUCUUUGAUCGCUGCAUUGUUUUGCAGAGAACUUGUUCAAAGAGCAUUGCUGAACGUGAGCUGUUUGCAGGUUUAGUGCUGUGAGUGAGAAAAAGACAAAGCAACAUGAAGGAGUUCAGCUAGAGUUCUGCUGGGAGAACCUGCUCUAUCCUGCAGUUUUCAACGUUAAAGAGCAAAACCAGGUCGGGUAGCCCAGGGUUAAUGUCUCACCACUUUUGACAAGUCACCAGACUGUGCAUUCAUUUCUCUAGCUCCAGUUCACAGAUCAUCUUUUUAUGAAACGGUUCAAAGAUAAGACUGAAGUGAAGCUGGAUGAUCUACAAAAAGCACAAGAACUUAAAAGUUUUUUCCCCCACAAUGGAGAGAGAAACAAAUGGACUCGCAGCUCCACAAGUAUCUCCACCUCUGAAUCGACUCUGGAUUAUAACCCUUGAAUUGUGACCGAGAGAAGGAGGAAGAGUGACGCAGCCAAUUAAACUGUGAAUCCACCGCCGGCAGGGAUGAGCUGCGUGUUACUCUGAGGAGAAGAAGUGUAACACUCCACAACCCUUUGCGAAUGAGGGUGGGGCUCUCACUCUCCACUCCACAGACAAAGACCCCGGUAGAGAGAGUCCUGGUGUGAGAGCUGGUCAUCGGGAGCAGGUUGUGGACCGGCGCGGUCAAAAGUCACGAUGGGGUGCAACAUGUGUGUGGUUCAAAAGCCUGAGGAGCAGUACAGGGUCAUGUUCCAGAGGGGUCACAACACGCUGUGCCCGCUCGACGCUGACGGUCGAUUAAAGGUGAAUGGGAAGGAGCUGUCCCGCCUCUCCGGGGACCCCACCCUGGACAUGCGGGACCCUGUGCUAUCCAACAUACUGAGGCGGGGGGCUCGCAGACGGGCCGGUCUGGCGGGAGCUCCUGGAGGGUUAGUGCCUCUGACCAUGGGCAUGGCCGACUGUGUGGACAGCUGCACCCAGACAGACAUCAGCUUCCAGCAUAUGUUGACCCUGGGAAAGAGCAGCCAGCAUCCCUGUGGCGCUCCGCCCCCGCCCGACCCUCCGCCAUCGCCGCCGCUACCGCCCCUACUGGAGCCAUAUCUACUCAAUGAACUCUUCAUCGAGCCUGUGUACUAUGACCCCACUGACUACUUCGAUAUCGCUCAGCACGAAGUGGACAGGCAGGACGAGCUGGAGUAUGAGGAGGUGGAGCUGUGUAAGUUUCGUCAGCAGGAUAAACUCGGGCUGACGGUGUGUUACAGGACCGAUGACGAGGAGGACCUGGGGAUAUACGUAGGAGAGGUGAACCCGAACAGUAUCGCUGCGAUGGACGGCCGCAUCCGCAAGGGAGACAGAAUACUACAGAUAAAUGGAGUGGACAUCCAGGACCGAGAGGAGGCCGUGGCUAUUCUCACCAGAGAGGACAGCACCAACGUCUCCCUGCUCCUCGCUCGACCCGAGAUAGAGAACGACAACCAGUUGGACCCAGAUGAGCUGGACCUGGAGCCCCUGGACAACGCUGUGCACCUGCCCAGCAGCCACAGAGUGAGGUCCGGCACCUGCGUCCUGGGUGCUGGAGCAGGCGGUGUUGCAGGUGGAGGUGUGCUAGGUGGUCACGGUCGCUCCCUAAGCCGGGAUUCACCCGAUUUGCUCCAGACGGUGCUGAGCAACAGCCAGGAGCUGGACAGCGGGGUGGGCCGUACAGACGAAAGCACACGCUAUGAGGAGUCGUCAGAACACGACCUCCUGGGAGACGACCACACCAGUGCCCCCAAUACAAACGCCACCAAUACGCCUGGCAGCAUGCGCAAGUUUUUGUCUGGUAGAGGGGAUACUUCGCCCUUGCUGCACUCCCAGGACCUCCAGUUCAGCACUGACUCCCUCUUAGGGCUGGACUGUGUGAACGGUGGAGGGCUGGAGCAGGUGGAGCGACAGGAAAGGACCUACGUGGCGGAUCCUGUGAGGAUGAUGAUGCCCGGGCUGACAGAGGAGGAGUGUGAGAGGUACAAGGAGCUGCUGGAAAUCAAGUUUUACUACGAGAAGAACAGCGAAGCUCUGCUGCUGCUGGGAGGCCAGGGGCCGGAACAAGACGGCGGGAGUGUCCCACUGGACGUGAAUAGGAAUGAGAGCCUGACGCAGCAUGAGAUGGCUCUUUUGGAAGAGGAAUUGCGCCACUUGGAGUUCAAGUGUCGUAACAUCCUGAGGGCGCAGAAGAUGCAGCAGCUGCGGGAGCGAUGUAUGAAGGCUUGGCCUCCAGAGGACAAGAACGGAGCGGGUGCUGGACGCUUGGACAUUAGUGGCGCUUUGGUCCAAGAGGAGUCCUGUCACCACGCUCUCUCAGAUAUCAACGAGCUUCCAGAGAGGGAGCGCUCCGAUAAGGACAGUACGAGUGCCUACAACACUGGAGGGGAAAGUUGCAGGAGCACCCCUCUGGUCAAUGAACAGUACCCAUCACCCUCCACACAGAGCCUGGAGGGGGGGGAGUCUCUUUGUUCAACUUCCACUAGGCAGAGAGAGAGGGGGACCAGGGACGGAGCACAAACAAACUUGAACCAACCCUACGCUCACACUCACAGAAGAGCAGCGGACACUAAGACAUCCAGCCCUGGAGCUAAAGUCAGGUCCCUGUCUCGAGAUGGAGGAACCAGGAGGGGCUCGGACGGAGGGAUGAGACGUAACCCCAAAGCCAACGGGACAGCAGAGAGGGCUGGUGGACGCAGUGCAGAGAACAGCCCCUACCUGUCCCGUCGACAAACUGAAACGAAGCCGCCUCAACGCUACCUGAGCUGCAUGCAGCUGAGGUCUCCCUCCACCUCUGAGCAGCUCUGUGGUCUCAGGGAGACUCUCAGAGAAGGAAGCUUGGAGAAUGGGGGUGACGACAGCCCCAUGAGCUUGGGUAGCACAUGUAAAGGUGUGGCCCAGGUCCCAGGUCCUGUCCCGUUACCCUUGUCCCCCUCUCUGAUGCCUGCCUCCCCUCGUAUGGAGUGGAAGGUGAAGAUCCGCAGCGACGGCUCUCGCUACGUGGCCAAACGGCCCGUGAGGGAUCGCCUCCUGAAGGCCCGCGCCAUGAAGAUCAGGGAGGAGCGCAGCGGCAUGACCACGGACGACGACGCCGUGAGCGAAAUGAAGAUGGGUCGCUACUGGAGCAAAGAAGAGCGCAAGCAGCAGCUGCAGAAGGCCCGCGAGCAGCGGCGGCGCAGAGAGUUUAUGAUGCAGAGCCGUCUGGACUGUCUGAGGGACCGCGAGAGGGAGCCGGGCAGCGGCGGCGGUCAGCAGGGGGCGACACACCAGCAGGAGGCCAACUCUAUCCUGGAGCUUUGCCACCGCAGGAGCAUGAAGAAGCGCAGUCGCAGAAUCCUGGACAACUGGAUCACGAUACAGGAGCUGCUGGCUCAUGGGAGCAGGUCUGAAGACGGGAAGAAAGUCUACAACCCGCUGUUAUCUGUCACCACAGUGUGAGACUCAACACGACAGAGACAGAGAGUCAGAGGGAAGAGAAAGUGCCAAAAGGUUUGGUCAGAGCCUAAAGGAUGAAUCUCUGUGGCACAAACAUCCGCCUGCAGGGAUGCAGCAUCCAUCUGAAACACAAGUCAUUGAACGUAGCAUCGGCCCAAAUCUGAAAUGUUCAAAUCAGAGAGAAGCACAUGACUGAGACAGUCAGUAUCACAUCUUCCUUAACAGACGACACACACGUUAACAAUAUCACAUUGAACUUUUCUGGUUGAACGGACCUGAACCAGUCAGCAAACGGCUUUCUACCCAUGUUUACCUGUCACAUGUGAAGAAUGUGAUUCUUUUUUUAUCUUCAUCUGAAUGUCACGGUCAAUGCACAGGAUCAAAUAAGAAGCGUGUGGACAGACUUAAGAGACGAGAGGUGGAGACAGAACAUGAGCAACAUAUUCAGAGGGAAUCCAGCCAGAGAGCUGCAGCAAGACAAAGACGCACAUCGUCAUUCAUGUUGUGUCUCGUUACAUAAAGAGGAGAUGCUCUGUGAGAUGGCACCACCUGCUGUUGGACCGUUACAGAAGUGGUGCAGAACUGAGAAUGUUUUUAUCUUUUCAGGCCUCUUAACACGUGUCUGAGUGACAGAUCAGAUGGAAUCAUGCAGCUGUGAAAACCACGAUGAGAAAAAGCCACUUCUGUGCCAGAUAACUGUAAAUUUAGUGUCCACACAGGACUUUUGAUGAAGCACAUUUUCAGAGCGACAUCGUGCCAGUUGAUGUAGUCGAGACAUUUUUCUUCAUUCCUGCCGUGUUUGUGUACAAAUGUUUUGGAAUCGGAGGCCGAGCGGAUUCCUUCCUUCAGGCAGAUUUCACAAAAUAGCACAAGUUUCCCAGUAUUACAUACAGACUGAAAUAAUGCAACUAAGAGAAUAAAGAUUGAAGCACAUAGUAACUGACAGGAUUUUUUUUUAAACUUGAAAAAGCACAGAAAACAUUUGUUAUUUAAAAAGGCAAAAUAUCAAAUCCUGUUUAUACAGUUGUCAGGUCAAAAUUCCCUGCUCACACCCAAUUGUGCCAUGUUUAAGAAAGUGAGAAAAUAAUCCUGGAUCUGCCCGUUUAUAAGGAUCCGCUCCAAAACGCUGAUGAAAACCUCCUUAGUGGAGGAAAUGACAAUUGUUACGUCUCAAUAUGUAUGUUCCUAAACAUUACCUGUCAUGUCUGGUGUGUUAUUUCCAAAUUUUGCCUUAUUGUCUCAAGCCACUGGAUAAUUAUCCAACAAGUUACCUGGACUAACAAUAAAAGCCAAUUAAAAGUAUGGGGCAACUGAUCCACGAGCAAAAGUUAGUUCUCAUUUUGCUUUCAUGCAUGUUUUGAUAUUGAGGCUGUCCCCCCCCCAUGUACUUAUACCUUUAACAUACUGUACUUGUGGAUGUCUUUCUAUGAUCUGCUCGUAGCGUAGAGAAGAAAAAAAAAACCAAUGGUAAACUUGUCUGUUGAAUAUUGUGGUGUUCAGUGUCUGCCAUUUUGCAGUGAAAGCUUUUCUAAAAUAAAUGCUGUGAUCAUGAAAA
This is a messenger RNA of Hippoglossus stenolepis (Pacific halibut), 6905 nucleotides long. Its product is annotated as PDZ domain-containing protein 4. NCBI's taxonomy places the organism in Eukaryota, Metazoa, Chordata, Actinopteri, Pleuronectiformes, Pleuronectidae. Bases 2591 to 5353 code for a protein of 920 amino acids. The record is from RefSeq and is a predicted model, not a curated record. Gene Ontology annotation, molecular function: protein binding. The transcript has 8 exons.